AUGCGUUCCUCUUCUCUUGCUGCUGCCGCCGGUGCCCUCGCUGUGCGAGGUAAGUACGAUGACUGGAAGUUCGGCAACAUGUUCAACCUCGGCCCCGCCAGCAACGCGAUCGCCAAGGCCACCUACACUCUGGUCCCUCCUCCUAUCCCCUGCGGAACUGUUGUCGCAGACAAGACUGCCCAGCCUUGGAUGUCGAUCUGGGUUGGCAUCUCCCAGUCCUUGAGCGACGACAGCACGGAUCUCUUCCAGCCCCUGCUGAACUGGGCGCCCAACAACGCUCAGGAGGGCUGCCCUGCGGCCAACGACGCCUGGUGUGUCGCUGCUAGCACCUUCACCGGAACUGAGCAGGUUGCCCAGAGCUACGUCGCCAUUCCCAACAAGUCCAACGUUGACUUCGAGCGUCAGUCCACCUUCCAGUGUCAGAUCCGCGCCAUAUUGAAGACUAAAAUGCCUGCAGUCACCUAUGAUGCCUCCAAGGGUGUGACCCAGAAGGUCUGGAUCAACGGUGCCCUCGUCUCCCAGCAGACCGACAAGGACAAGAACGGCAAGGCUCCUACCUGGAUUUACUCCAGCAACGAGUGCUACUCCGGCGCCUGCGGUACCCUUGGCGCCUACAGCUGGAGCAACCUUACUGUCACUCUCAGCGAGGCCGACUCUAACUUCGGAGACACCCUUCAGCUUACCGGCGGCUCCUCCAGCGGUAUCAAGACCACUGAUGGUGGCAAGACCUGGCACGCCGACUCCAUCAAGAUCAACGAGGACUACUUUUACACCGAUGGAUCCAAGAAGCAGUGCUAA
Molecule: messenger RNA, 798 nt
Organism: Colletotrichum chrysophilum
Lineage: Eukaryota; Fungi; Ascomycota; Sordariomycetes; Glomerellales; Glomerellaceae
Exons: 5
Coding region: 1-798 (265 amino acids)
Source: RefSeq, a predicted model, not a curated record